UGUUAAUGUUCUGGGUAUGUUUCUGCGCUUCAACGGGCCACACUGGUCACCUGACAUAACAACAUUAGACCAAUCGAAAUGAACAAAUGUUUUAGAUACCAGCCCCGGAUUUUGCUUUCCCAACUUAGCCUGCCGCGAUGUUAUGCCGCAGUUCAAACGGAACCACCGUCGCCGGGACAAAAGAAGACCGUAGUGGUGGGUCUGAGCGAGAAACCCGAUCCCAAAUCGGUCAAGUGCGACUACAUAGGACCGCCGGACGCCCAGUCCAAUCUCCGGCCGUAUGUGCGGCACUACGACGACGAUGAGACGCGGCUGGCCCGGAAUCUGCGGCUCAAGCGGAUCGAGGUGGAGGCGUGGAACACGGACUUCUGGACGCGGCACAACAAGCGUUUCUACGAGGAGAAGGAGGACUUCAUGCGUCUGCACAAGGAGAGUGGAACUGAGGAUGUCUCCGCGGAUCAGAUGAGCCACUUCUACAAGGCGUUCCUCGACAAGAACUGGCGCAUCCACAUGAUGUACAACCUGUCCUGGUACCUCAAGAACUUUGAUAUCCUCACCCUGGCGGCCGGAGUCCAGCUCCAGAGGCUUCUCGCUCUGGCCAAGCGGAAAACUUGAGCUUAAAUCCCCAAUAAUCCUUACCAUUAGUUGAGAAAUAAAACAAUUUGUGUGUAAAA
Molecule: messenger RNA, 674 nt
Organism: Drosophila elegans
Lineage: Eukaryota; Metazoa; Arthropoda; Insecta; Diptera; Drosophilidae
Gene: Coa8
Product: COA8 family protein CG14806, mitochondrial
Exons: 3
Coding region: 79-615 (178 amino acids)
Biological process (GO): intrinsic apoptotic signaling pathway
Cellular component (GO): mitochondrion
Source: RefSeq, a predicted model, not a curated record